Trichoderma virens Gv29-8 is the source of this 1149-nucleotide messenger RNA. RefSeq lists its product as uncharacterized. The transcript is spliced from 2 exons. Bases 1 to 1149 code for a protein of 382 amino acids. NCBI's taxonomy places the organism in Eukaryota, Fungi, Ascomycota, Sordariomycetes, Hypocreales, Hypocreaceae. The record is from RefSeq and is a predicted model, not a curated record.
AUGCCAGUGCCUGAGAUCUCAGUCCGAUCUUCAGAUCCCGAGACGUUUGCGCAUCUCUUCCCGUCAAUGGACCGCCUGACCAUUCGACAUGACGAUCGAACUGCCGAUGGUAAUAUGAACCUCCGCGUUGACGCCAUUGUGCCGGAUAACUCGACACGUCGUCGCCGUGCCGUUGCCAUUCAGCUCUUCCACCUGCGCAUGCAUGAUCUUGCCAAGCGAGAAUUCUCUCUGCGACGAUAUUGCCGCGACUCUGGCCGCGAGGUUUGCAACUCCAAGGGCGCCAACCCCCACCAUGAGCGCGCAACAACCUCUUCCUCAUCUUCCCUCUCACGCUCAGUCACCAGUGCUCUGCGCUCGGUCAAGACCUCAUUCCGCCGAUCUAGCGGCGCCUCUGCCGAAAAGGCUGCUGCCAUGGCUGCUACUCCUAAUCCCCGUCGUCCAUCGAUCGGCAGCAACACUUCUUGGGGCUGUGGUGGCUCCAUCUACUCUGAGGAUGUGGCCGGCUCCGACUCGGACGAGCCCAAGCUCCCUUCAGCACGACCCAUCCCACUCAACACUCUCAAGCUUGAGUUCAGCAACUACGCUCGUGUGGACAUUGUGCGCCGCCCAGGCAAGCAAUACGACUUUCAGUGGUGGGGACGCACCUAUGCCUGGCGCCGUGUUGUGGACAAGGCUAUUGGCAAGGCUGCCUUCCAUCUGAUUCGCGACAAGGAGACAGAGCCGGUUGCGAUUAUUACGCCUGAAGGCCGGUCCCCAAACCAGGUCGAAGCCGACCAGGCUGCGGGCAACUGGAUUCCCCCGUGUUACAUGUGGAUUAACGACAACUCUAUCAUUGAAGCCUUAACCGACGUUGCCGAUGUCAUCAUCGCCACCGGUCUCAUGGCUGUUGUCGACGACUCCAUCCUCAGCCGCUGGCCUCCCGCCAAAAAGGCCGGCACUUACACCCGACCCGUCACGCCAGCCCGGCCCCAGACGGCCCCUGGAGCGGCUACCACCGCCACCACCGCUACCGGCAACGCCAUUGUGAGCAAGAAUAACACACUUUCGGUCCCGCAGCCACGAACAAAGGCUAUUGUUCAUGGGCUAUUGAACAAGGCUCAUGCGCUUGGCCCAUUGCGACUUAGGGGACACACUGUCCUUGCUUAUUAA